Molecule: messenger RNA, 1731 nt
Organism: Paraphaeosphaeria sporulosa
Lineage: Eukaryota; Fungi; Ascomycota; Dothideomycetes; Pleosporales; Didymosphaeriaceae
Product: pyruvate decarboxylase-like protein
Exons: 3
Coding region: 1-1731 (576 amino acids)
Molecular function (GO): carboxy-lyase activity; magnesium ion binding; thiamine pyrophosphate binding
Source: RefSeq, a predicted model, not a curated record
AUGACAGACUUGCGAACGCAGGAAAUUAAGAACCCUGUCGAUGUUGCUGAGUACCUCUUCAAACGCCUUCAUGAAGUCGGCGUUCGCUCCGUUCACGGUCUGCCCGGCGACUAUAAUCUCGUAGCGCUCGACUACAUCAAGCCUGCCGGCCUCCACUGGGUUGGCAACUGCAAUGAAUUAAACGCAGGCUAUGCUUCUGACGGUUACGCACGUGUAAAAGGCAUAUCCGCUAUCGUCACAACUUUCGGUGUGGGUGAGCUUUCCGCAGUCAACGCUAUUGCCGGAGCGUAUUCCGAAUACGUCCCAAUUGUGCACAUUGUCGGAUAUCCCACCACAGCGGCACAGAAGAACGGACUUUUGCUUCACCACACGCUCGGAAAUGGCGACUUCAACGUCUUCUCGAAGAUGUCGACGCAGAUCUCUUGCGCAGUUUCCAUGUUGAACCACCAGCAUGAGGCGGCUACCUUGAUCGACAAUGCGAUUCGUGAGUGCAUCUUGCAGUCGAGGCCCGUCUACAUUGCGCUCCCGACGGAUAUGGUCCAAAAGAAGAUCGACGGCGAUCGGCUCAAGACGCCCCUGGACCUAUCUUAUCCGCCAAACGACCCCGAGAAGGAGGAUUACGUUGUGGAUGUAGUUCUCAAGUAUCUGCAUGCAGCCAAAAACCCAGUCAUCUUAGUCGACGCCUGUGCGAUCCGCCACCGAGCAUUGAAAGAGACACACGAAUUCGUCGAGAAGUCUCGCAUACCAGUCUUCGUCGCGCCAAUGGGCAAGGGAGCUGUGAACGAGACUCUGCCCAACUAUGGCGGUGUAUAUGCCGGCGACGGCAGCAACAAGGGCGUACGCGAGCGUGUCGAGUCUGCGGACCUGGUAAUCUCUAUUGGCCCCAUCAAGUCAGACUUCAACACUGCUGGCUUCACCUACCGCGUGUCCCAGCUCAAUACUAUCGACCUCCACAGCUACGCAGUCAAAGUGCGAUAUUCCGAGUACCCGGGCGUGCGGAUGAACGGCGUGCUGAAGAAGGUGACGGAGAAGCUGGGCAAGCUCAACAUCGAGCACGGACCGAAGCCGGAGAAUAAGAUCCCGAACGACGAAGUCAAGUCACCAGAGCCGACGAUCACACAAGCAUGGUUCUGGCCGCGCCUGGGCCAGUGGUUACAGCCCAAGGAUGUCGUUAUCACUGAGACGGGUACGGCGAACUUCGGUAUAUGGGAGACGAGGUUCCCUGACGAUGUGAUUGCCAUCUCGCAGGUGCUUUGGGGCAGUAUAGGCUACGCUACGGGUGCAUGCCAGGGUGCUGCUCUUGCCGCGAAAGAGAUGGGCAUCAAAAGGACGAUUUUGUUCACUGGUGAUGGUUCAUUCCAGCUGACUGCGCAAGAAGUCAGCACAAUGCUCCGCAACAAGCUGAAUCCCAUAAUCUUCGUCAUCUGCAACAACGGAUAUACCAUCGAAAGAUUCAUCCACGGAAUGAAAGACUCGUAUAACGACAUUCAAGAGUGGAAGUACAAAGACCUGCCAGCGGCUUUUGGUGCAUCAAAAGACCAGUAUCAGACCUACCGUGUGGAAACCAAGAAGGAAGUAGAAGAGCUAUUUAUGGACAAGGAAUUCUCGAGCGGCGACAACCAGAAGCUGCGGUUCGUCGAGCUGGUGAUGCCGUGGGACGAUGCGCCUGCAGCACUGAAGUACACCGCGGAAGCAGCAGCGCGGACGAAUGCUGCACCUUCGGAUUCGUGA